Ilex paraguariensis (yerba mate) is the source of this 417-nucleotide messenger RNA. The record is from the annotation of a GenBank genome assembly. Lineage: Eukaryota; Viridiplantae; Streptophyta; Magnoliopsida; Aquifoliales; Aquifoliaceae.
UAUUUCGAUUUCUUGCCGGGAAUUGAAGGUCUAGAGGGUGUUGAUGGCGUUCCGGUGGAUUUGAAAGUAUCAGUGGUGGUGGUGGUGGUGUGCAUAAUUGUUGGCGAUGUUGAGGGCGGAGUCGAAGCGUUUGUGGAAACGGAGUUCGUCUUCGAUUUCUUUCUGGGUGCGUUUGUGGCGGAUGAAUUUCUCGGCGUUGGCGUUGUUCCACCGGGAAAAGCGGAUUUCGGUGGCGGGACGGUAGUGCCUAUUGUUGUGUGGUGGAUUGGGUGGAGCAAAAACUGGGAAUUGAAUUAUGGUUUUCAGGGCCAUUUUUGGGAGGGUUUCAGGCUCAACAUGGAGAUUGAAAUUGGUGCUUGUGCCGUGAAGAGUGACUCUAGUAGUAUGCGACCUCCAGAAUCUCUAGUCUGUGGUUAG